Molecule: messenger RNA, 607 nt
Organism: Apis dorsata (giant honeybee)
Lineage: Eukaryota; Metazoa; Arthropoda; Insecta; Hymenoptera; Apidae
Product: inaD-like protein
Exons: 3
Molecular function (GO): protein binding
Source: RefSeq, a predicted model, not a curated record
CAGACUCGAUAAGUUCUGAUGAAUUGCAAAAAAAAAAAAAAAAAAAAAAGAGAGGAGUGGAAGAUGAAGCCUGGUACGGUUGAUGGAACGCUUGUACUUUCGUCUUGAAAGUGCUUGAAACCGCGCGGACUGAGCGUUUUAACGAAACGGACGUUUGGAGAAAAAAAAGAGAGAGAGAGAAAGUCAAGUGGGGUUUCGGUGCACGAUAAAAUUGAAUUUUCAGCGAUGGUUACAUCCUCGACGGAACAUGCAACUGGCCCGAUACAAAUUUAUACGCCGGAAUCUUGACCCAGAAAUACGAUGUCGUUCUUUGCUGCGCUGCACGCUGAUAAAUCGCACGAGAACUUGCUCGCGAGAAACCGAUGGCCGAUUGGUAGAGGGAGAUCAGAUAUUGGCGAUAGAUGGACAACCAUUAGAUUCGAAUAUCUCUCAUGAACAGGCAAUCUCAAUCCUCCAGAAGGCACGUGGUCUGGUUGAGUUGGUCGUAGCAAGAAGCACUCAAGACGUUGGGAGCUCUUUGCCGACGGAUGAGUUGUCCGGAGCAUCGAGUUCGACAGCGGCCGCGGGAGCAGGUGUGUCCAUCAUCGGCGGCGUUGUCGGCGGGACA